AUGGAAGCGAAAUUGUUGACGCCGAACAACAAUAAUAUGCCGAGCACCGCCGCGCACGUACAGCCGACCUACACGAAUCACCAGCGAUACUGUACGGCGCCGAAUGUGGACAUCGGCGAAUCCAAGACCAACCUGAUCAUCAACUAUCUUCCACAAGGGAUGACGCAAGAAGAAGUCCGAUCGUUGUUCACAUCAAUCGGCGAAAUCGAGUCAUGCAAAUUGGUGCGCGAUAAAAUGACUGGACAGUCCCUUGGUUACGGUUUUGUUAAUUACGUGCGCGAGGAGGAUGCUCUUCGAGCCGUCACAUCGUUCAACGGGCUCAGACUUCAGAACAAAACGAUCAAGGUAUCCUAUGCGCGUCCGUCGAAUGAUCAGAUCAAAGGCUCGAAUUUGUAUGUCUCGGGGAUACCGAAAUCGAUGACGCUCAACGAGCUGGAAUCAAUAUUUCGACCGUUUGGCCAAAUUAUCACCUCAAGAAUUCUUUCGGAUAAUGUGACCGGCCUCUCGAAAGGCGUUGGAUUUGUGCGUUUCGAUAAGAAGGAUGAGGCGGAUGAGGCGAUUCGAACGCUGAACGGCACGAUACCGGCGGGCUGCACCGAUCAGAUCACGGUGAAGUUCGCCAACAAUCCGGCGACGAACACGGCGAAGAAUGUGCUCCAAGAGCUGGAAGCUGUCCAGCAAGCGGCGAGUUUAGUGCCGCUGACGACCAUUCUUGGUGCCGCGCCGCUUCCGCGAACAUCAGCGUUGGGGCCGAUUCAUCAUACGCCGAUGACGUCGAAAUAUCGGUAUUCUCCGAUGGGCGCGAUCUCGGUGGCUCAGCCGGCGGCGGCCGCGGCCGCCGCCGCCGCCGCCGUUCCCGCUGAUUAUCUGACGACGUCGGCGCUUCUCCAAAUGUCGCAGUUGAACGCGCUCGCCGGAUUCGGCGGAUUACCGGGAGGUUUGAUGGCGUCGCCGAUGACCGAUUUGACAGCGCUGCUCGCCCAUCAGCAGCAGCAGCAACAGCAACAGCAGCAGCAGCACGCGGUGGCCGCUGUUCAGCAGACAGCCAGCCCGCCGUCGACUGCUGCCGCUGUGCAGGCUCAGGCGCAGUUGGCGGCGCUUUCGGCGACAGUCGCCGCCGGUUUGCCGGCGUCCGACACCGCUGGCUAUUGCCUGUUCGUCUACAAUCUUGGCCCCGACACCGACGACAGCCUUCUCUGGCAAUUAUUCUCACCGUUUGGUAGUGUGAUGAGUGUCAAGAUUAUUCGCGACUUCAGCACGCAAAAAUGCAAAGGCUACGCGUUCGUAUCGUUGAGUGGCUACACUGAAGCCUACAAUGCGAUGGUCUCGCUAAACGGGACCCAAUUAGGUAGUCGGACCCUUCAAAUAUGCUUCAAGCCGUCAUCAACAACACCGUCGGCGGCAGGAUUGAUUCGUUAG
Molecule: messenger RNA, 1419 nt
Organism: Caenorhabditis bovis
Lineage: Eukaryota; Metazoa; Nematoda; Chromadorea; Rhabditida; Rhabditidae
Source: the annotation of a GenBank genome assembly